This is a messenger RNA of Plasmodium adleri (nom. inval.), 702 nucleotides long. Its product is annotated as Plasmodium exported protein, unknown function. Lineage: Eukaryota; Apicomplexa; Aconoidasida; Haemosporida; Plasmodiidae. The coding region runs from base 1 to 702 and encodes 233 amino acids. The transcript has 2 exons. The record is from RefSeq and is a predicted model, not a curated record.
AUGACACCUACAUAUUUUAAAUUAAUAUAUGUUCCAUUAUUAGUCUGUAUAUUUUUCUUAAUACAUAGUGAUGUAUCUAAAAAAUUAACCAGAAUUAAAAAGGAUAAAUAUGGUAUACUAAAUUUAUAUAAGUAUAGAUAUUUAGCAGAGAAUGAUAUAAACGAAUCUAAAGAGAAAAAUAAAAAACAAAAAAAUACAAAACAAAAUAAUCACAAAAUUAUAAGAAAAAACGAACAACCAAAUGGAAGGGAAAAAGUAAAACAAAAUGUACAAAAAGAUGUUGAAAAAAAUGAGCAAAAGAUUACCAUAUAUAAUGAGCCCAAAAUAGUGCAACAAGAAAAAAAAACUGAUUUAGAAUAUUCAUUAAAAUUAGAUAAUGUAAUAGAUCAUAUAUUGGAUACAUCUAAUGGAAGCAGAAAACUUAUAAAUAUGAGAUUUAUACGUUAUAUGAUGCAAGACAUGAGUUUAAAUAAUAAUGAUAAAAAAGAACUUGAUAAACUUAUUGAGUCUUAUAUAUAUAGCAAUGUUGAUUAUGAGAAAAAUAAAUUACGUAAAAAUAUAGAAAAUAUUAUGAAUAAAGAAGAUUUUAAAUAUCUUGUUAUUAUUAUUACAGAUCUUAUGGAAUUUAAUAAUAAAAUUGAAUCAUACAAAUAUAAUAUAUUUAACUGUAUACACGGUUAUAUACUUCCACAUGUUUUAUAA